CAGGCAGUCACGUCAAUUAACUUCGACCUUGGCACAUCGCGACUCGGACAAUCAACGCGUCAGUCAACUUCGACAUAUCGCGAGCAUCUGCCAAAACGCCAUCAACGCCAUCGCCUUUUUCCAUCAUCCGCCAUGAUGUCGGACUCGGGAGAUUCGGACCACAUCGGAUAUUUGGCUGCGCAAUCCAGUGAUGAUGACUCCCAGCUAGAGAGGUCGUCUAAUGACGACGAUGAUGAUGGCGUCGAGGUUGAUGAUGAAGACGAGUUGGACUCGGCCUCCGACGGGCUCUCCGAGUCCAACGGGUUCUUUGACUUGGAGGCUGCGGACUCCGACGAUGACGUGUCAGGCUCUAGCGAGAGCGGCACCGACCGGGACCACGACGAACAGGAGGACCACUUCUUCCCGCAGUUCAAGCGCCUCCCCUUCGAACUCCGCUACUGCAUUUGGGAGUUUUUCUGCCCAGACCUUACUGCGAAGCCACGCGUGUUAUGCUUUCAACUCAACCAGCAUCACCGAAGGGAUGGGUCCAAAUAUUUAGUGCCCGUCGAGGGCCCUUUCCUGGAUCAGCAAACGACGCCAGCCCGCGCCAUGUUGGCUGUCCAUCGCGAGUCCCGCCAACUGAUCGAGAAGGUUUUCCCCGACAGCUUGUCCUUCGGCAGCGAAGCCGUCGUCCGGUUCAAUGCCGAGAGCGACAUUGUUUAUUUGCAGUCCAGGCACUCUUCCAUGGUAUUGGAUCUCGAUGCCAUGCCCCAGCUUCCGGGGUUUGGGGAGCACAUCUAUCACUUGGCCGUCGACCCGGCCAAUUUGUUUGCCAUGGGAAGGCGGGCUCCGGGCCCCUCUAAACCGUUUAAGAACCUGAAGACGGUUUACUAUGUGACCGACUUAGUUAACCAUGAGCGGCGACAUAUAAAAUGGUGUUUCUCUAACUUGUCCAAGCGCUACGUUAUCGAUACGUUUGAGGAACAGCCAGGACUGGGCGAAAAUGCCCAGCACGUGUACUGCUGGCCUGACAUAGGGGACUCUGGCACCGUUGACGAGACAAAAGUCCUCCUCAGGGAAAUGAUACACGAUCUCCUCAAGGCCGGAUACCCCGCGGACACCAAGAGUGCAAAUUUCAACGGUGCACCAGUAUGGCCUUUGAUCACAUUUCUUUGGGCCCCUCGCUUGCCCUUGGCGGAUUUGAAGCCAUGGGACGCUGUCAGAAGCCCGUCGCCGGAAAGCUCUGGUUCCGAGCACAGUGACGAAGAAGAGCCGAACGAGUAUGAAAGCGAAGGAAUAGACGACUCGGACAUCGACGACUACAGUGAGAGCUCGGAUGACGAGCUGCUUGUCGCACCGCCAGUGGACGGUGACGACAGCGACCAAAGCGAGCAAAAUGAGGAUGCUUCAUCAUUCAUGUCAAGUUCGCCGCACCCCGGAGGUUACGUGCAGGAUGGGGCAAUUGACCUGACGGGCGACGAUGACGAGGAUAUGGCUCGAUUUUCCAGCCCCGAACCGUCAUCUGAAACUCUGCGGGGAUCAGACAACUCUGCGCACGAAUCCGACUCGGAUCAGCCAGCUGUCCGCACCUCCAGGCUGAAACGCCCUCGAGCGCGUGUUGUGGAGUCCGAUUCGGAAGACGACUCAGAAGACGCCGGCCCUAGGAAGCGAGCACGCAUCGAUAACCGCCGGAAUCCGAUUGUGCUGUCUAGCGACGACGAAGAAGACGAGAGACGGGUAAUGCGAGCGAAUCGCCGGGCUCGGGCUGUCAUUUCGGAGGAUGAAGAGGACCAGGACGAUGAGGACAACGAGGACGACGAGCAAGGGAACGACAGUAUGGAAGAGGUCCGGAGCAGGGAGAAUGCCCAGUCCGUUAUCUCCAGCUCAGAUGAAGAGGAUGGGGAAUCCGACGGGGGAGCUGCAGUCGGCAGACCACUCUCUCUCGCUGAGAAGUUACAACUGCACCGGGAGAACAACCCCAUUCCCCCGUCUGACGACGAGGAUUCUGAGAUAGAAGAGAUGGGCGGCGACGACUACGAUGCGCGGGAUUAUGCUGAUUUUCAAGACGACGAGGAGGGCGAUGAGAUUGCAGAGGACGGUGACGAGGAUGAUCAGUACGGACUGGUAGAGGAUGAAUUUGACGAGGAGGACGAUGGAUACUAAUAUUUCAGCUGGACCUGGGGCUUGCAUUCGAACACGUAUAGUUCCAUCGCUAGGUAGCACUAAUAUGUACACAAACAGGGAUCUAGAAAGUCCCCGAGAGUUGUAACAGAAAGAAUCGGGUUGAGAUUGGUUGUCUCGAGGUUGUCCAGGUUCCGACCUUGACCUUGCACAUGCACCGAGUUAGUUAUGGAACCCCUGAUGCCAAGACAUCAAGCUGCUUGCCCUGACAGCACUGACGUCAUUGGGGUUUAUUGGGGUUGUGGCAGCUGCAGCUUCCAUCCACGCGGGUUGAAAUAGCCUGAGAUCCCUCCGUCCC
This is a messenger RNA of Chaetomium fimeti, 2458 nucleotides long. RefSeq lists its product as uncharacterized. The transcript has a single exon. The coding region runs from base 133 to 2142 and encodes 669 amino acids. The record is from RefSeq and is a predicted model, not a curated record. Lineage: Eukaryota; Fungi; Ascomycota; Sordariomycetes; Sordariales; Chaetomiaceae.